Molecule: messenger RNA, 1803 nt
Organism: Penicillium canariense
Lineage: Eukaryota; Fungi; Ascomycota; Eurotiomycetes; Eurotiales; Aspergillaceae
Product: Aldehyde/histidinol dehydrogenase
Exons: 3
Coding region: 1-1803 (600 amino acids)
Cellular component (GO): mitochondrial matrix
Molecular function (GO): L-glutamate gamma-semialdehyde dehydrogenase (NAD+) activity
Source: RefSeq, a predicted model, not a curated record
AUGUCUACCAUAUCUCUCGUGGACCUGCGCGCAUCGCGGUUCUCUUGGCCUCGUCUGCGAUCCCUUCGUGCUCGGCCGUUGACCCAGCUUCGAGGCAAGGCGACAGCACCAUUUCGCCUCCCUGAUCCUCGCAAUGAACCCAACCCACUUUAUAAGAGAGGCUCCGAGGAGCGGACCAGGCUAGAGGAAGCCCUUUCCAAGCUUCGGUCUCAGCUCCCCGUCCGCAGUGACCUCUUCUACGAUGGCAAGAUUCAACAGAGUUCCAAGUCGUGGGACCAGCCACUUCCUGCCGAGCAUGCCACCACCUUCACCAACUACCCGCUCGCCACCAAGGAGCAGACCACCGCCGCAAUUGAAUCCGCUCUGAAGGCAAAGAAGGAAUGGGAAGCCACUCCGUUUGUGGACCGAGCUGCCAUUUUCCUCAAGGCCGCCGAGCUGGCGACGACCAAGUACCGAUAUGACCUGAUCGCGGCCACGAUGUUGGGGCAAGGCAAGAAUAUUUGGCAAGGAGAGAUUGAUGCUGCUGCCGAGCUGGCGGACUUCUUCCGCCUCAACUGCAACUACGCCGCGGAAAUCCUGGAGAGACAGCCCAUCCGUGGCAGCGAUGGUAUGUGGAGUCGGCUUGACUACCGACCCCUGGAGGGAUUCGUCUACGCUGUUUCCCCUUUCAACUUCACUGCUAUUGGCGGUAACUUGAUUUCUGGGCCUGCCCUGAUGGGUAACGUCGUGCUCUGGAAGCCUUCGCCCUCCAAUGUAUACGCCAGUAACCUUGUCUACAAUAUCUUGUUGGAGGCUGGUCUGCCCCCGAACGUGAUCCAGUUCGUCACCGGAGACCCAGAGACCAUCACCGAGGCCGUGCUGGCGCACCGUGAUUUUGCCGGUCUGAACUUCAUUGGCUCAUCGGACGUGUUCCGCUCUUUGUAUGGCAAGAUUGCCAUCGGGGUCUCGAAGAAGACCUACCGCGAGUUCCCUCGCGUGGUCGCCGAGACCAGCGGUAAGAACUUCCACCUCGUCCACCCCACUGCAGACAUCACUAGCGCAGUCAACCACACUAUCCGCGGCUCGUUCGAGUAUCAGGGUCAGAAGUGCUCUGCCACUUCGCGCCUAUAUCUCCCCAGGUCCAAGGCAGAGGAGUUCCUCACAGCUUUGAAGGCGGGCGUAAAGGAGAUUACUAUUGGAAAUCCCGACAAGGACCUGGAGGCAUUCAUGGGUCCUGUCAUCCACCGCAAGUCUUUUGAUAGGAUCAAGUCUAUCAUUGACAAGAGCAACAAGGACUCAUCCGUUAAGCUCAUCACUGGUGGCACCUAUGACGACUCAGUUGGCUUCUACGUCCACCCGACCGUCUAUCAGGUGGACUCGCCCGACCACGCACUCUUCAACGAAGAGAUCUUCGGUCCCGUUCUGGCCGUCUACAUCUACCCCGAUGCUGAGUGGUCAGCAACCCUGAAAAAGGUGGACGAGAACGGCGGCGGGUUCGCCUUGACUGGCGCCGUCUUUGCUUCGGACCGCCGGGCAAUCCGCGAAGCAGAGGAUGCUCUCCGGUACUCCGCCGGUAACUUCUAUAUCAGUAAGUUGUUUCUGGGAAUUCCCAUCCCUGUACAUUUCGAGACUCUAAUAUCCCGCUCGCUAGACUGCAAGACCACCGCCGCUCUGAUCGGCCAGCAAUCCUUCGGCGGUGCCCGCUCAAGCGGUACCAAUGAUAAGGCCGGUAGCUCGGAUUCCCUUCGCCGCUUCACGAGCCCCCGCUUGAUCAAGGAAGAGUUCUUCCCCCAGACGGGAUUCACCUACCCCAGUAACCACUAG